Messenger RNA from Lingula anatina, 4473 nucleotides. Its product is annotated as CD109 antigen. Gene Ontology annotation, molecular function: endopeptidase inhibitor activity. The record is from RefSeq and is a predicted model, not a curated record. Gene Ontology annotation, cellular component: extracellular region. Lineage: Eukaryota; Metazoa; Brachiopoda; Lingulata; Lingulida; Lingulidae.
UGCAUUAUUGCAUCAUACGACUUCGCUCUCUGGCAAGGACACCCAUGUGCUAUGAUGCUGCGUAUCAUACUGUGCAUAACUCUGUGCUGUACUCUGGCGAAUGCCUACUCCAAGUCGUACAUGAUAGUUUUUCCGAAUGCUAUUCGCCCGGGAAUGCCAUUAAAACUGGGCGUGACCAUCUUUAGGGCGAGUGCGCCUGUAAAUGUGACUUGCAUUAUGGCCAAAGACAACGCAUAUCUCGCGUCACAGAGUGGACUUUUUGAAGCAGGAGAGCCUGGAACCCUAUUGCUUCAGGUUCCAACCAAUGCAACUCCUGGGACAUAUAAAAUUCGCGUCGAUGGGACAGGAGGAUUGGCUUUCAAUAAUGAAUCCCAACUAACUUUCAAGACCAAAACAAUGUCUAUCUUGAUCCAGACUGACAAGCCCAUCUACAAACAAGGACAAACCGUGCGAAUACGAGCGUUGGCUGUAUAUCCCGACUUAAAGAGCUUCAGUGGACCGCUGACAGUGGAAAUUUACGACCCGUCGAAUAACAAAAUCAAAAGCUCGGUUGAUCUCCAAGAGUCUUCAGGAGUUGUAGCCGCUGAACUUCUUCUGUCUGAUCAGCCUCCGCUCGGCGCCUGGACUGUCAGGGUGACGGCGGCGCUCCAAACGGAAGAGAAGGAAUUUACUGUGACUGAAUACGUUGAACCAAAGUUUGAUGUUACUAUGAACAUUCCAUCCUACGUAACAUUCACAGACACUUUUAUCAAUGGGAGCGUGGUAGCUAAGUACAGUGAUGGCAAAGGAGUGGACUGUUCGGGCAACGCAGAACUGCCUUUAACAGAUUUCUACCAACUUCAUCCUCUGAACUUUGUUGACGGAAAAGCGAACUUAUUUUUUGUCUUGGGUAAAAUAGCUGAGCUUGCUGAAUAUGAAAUGGAAUAUCGAACAGUGCAGGUAAAAGCCCUCGCCGCAGAAACCCUCACAGAUCUGUCACAAGUUGUGUGGUCGGAGUUUACGUUCUUCUCUUCGCCAUACGCGAUGGACAUCCUGGGAUCCACCCCAAGGGUUUUCAAACCGGGACUUACGUACACCGGCUUUGUAAAACUCAGCCUAGUAGACGGGACACCAAUUGAGGGGGAGGACCACAAACUUCAGGUUGAGGCUCGGGUUACAUAUGCAUUAGAGAUACCGGAAAGUGUCAAAUUGAAUUUUCCGCCUUCCUACUGGGAGCAUUUUAUCGAGUAUAAGACAGUUGAAGAACCCGUUCAGGAACUAAGCGUACCGAAUGACGGCAUUGUUCGAUUUGACUUGGAAGUUAGCCAAGACAGGGCGACCGAAAUUACAUUUACGUUUACCUACGUAUCGAAGGUCCGGUACCUGACCGUUUAUGGCUUUAGGUCUCCUAGCGACAAUUACCUUCAGGUUUUAUCGAAGACGCCAUUGAUACAGACGGGAAGUAAUGCUGAAUUUGAAGUCCAGUCGACGGAACAAGUAACCACAUUGGUUUAUCUGAUCAUGGCCGGUGGAAAUGUUGUGUCAACGAAUAAAGUGUCCCUGAACUCCAACAUGACUUUCCAAGUUGCCAUUACCCCAAAUAUGGCACCCAAAUCCAAGAUGGCCACCUACUAUGUACGCAGUGACGGCGAAGUUGUCGCAGACGUUCUCAGUUUCAAUGUGAAAGGAGCAUUUAAAAACCAGGUGUCCGUACAAUUUGACGAAACCAGGGCAGAAGCUGGGCAGAAAGUAAGCAUGGUGUUGACUGCCGAUCCUGGAUCGUUCGUGGGGAUCUUGGCCGUAGACCAAAGUUUGCUUCCCUUUAGAUACCUGCACGACGACUUCACGGAAGAGAAGGUUUUAACUGAGCUGGAUACAUAUGAUACAAAGAGAGAGACAUUCACUGCCAGGAAGAAGCGUUCCAUAAUGCAGAACAUCAUUCCGAUAGGUGGCACUGAUGUCUAUGGCAUGUUCCAGAACUUUGGGGUAAUUGUAUUUACCGAUACUAUGGUCCACAGAUACACAAACACAACGGCACCGGAGGCAGAAAGUAUUUCUGUCGUUGGUAGUUUGGCGGACAUAAAACCAAUGCAGUCCUAUUUUAGAGAAACUUGGCUUUGGACCAGUGUAACCUUAGGUGCAACAGGCACGAAUUCACUUAAUGUCAUAGCGCCAGGUGAUACUUCGUCAUGGACAGCCAAUGUGUUUGCCGUCCAUUCAGAAUCCGGCCUGGGAGUGGCAAUGGCAGAGUUGUCGACAUUCCGUAGGUUUCUGUUAGCAGUGUACAUGCCAGAUUCAGCCGUGCUUGGAGAGAAGUUGAUCCUUCGAGUGGCAGUUUGGAACGAUAUGGGAAUCGACUUGGACGUUGACGUAAUACUGGAAAAGUCUGACGGGUUCAAGAGCAUAGUAUUGGGCACGGAUGGAAAGCCAACAACUGUUUCUGAAGCACAAACGCAGCAAGCCAGUGUCAAAGACGGAAAGGGUGUCUUCGUAUAUUUCCCUAUUAUUCCAACUGCUCUGGGCAAAUUUGAUGUCUUUAUAAAAGCGAACUCGGAGGCUGGUAUUGAUGGCUUGAAGAAGCAGUUGCUUGUCGAGGCCGAGGGAGUCCGUCAAGAAUACAAUCAAGCUGUGGUGAUCGACCUGACUAGCACGUCAACAUAUAGUAAAACGUUCCAAAUUGAUAUUCCAUCCACCUCCGUGCAGAGUUCCUCCUACAUCGCUGCUACACUCACAGAUGAUAUAAUGGGACCCACUAUAAAAAACAUUGACGGCUUAUUGAAUAUACCGCUUGGUUGUGCUGAACAAAACUUGAUGCACAUUGCUACUCCAGUCUUCUUAUUAAACUAUUUCGCUGAAACGGACCAGUUCGACAGCGAAGUCAUGGAAAAAGCCAUUGCCUACUUGGAAAAAGGAUACCAAAAUGUACUUGUCUACCAGCACGCGGACGGUUCAUUUAGUUCAUUUGGAGAAAGUGACACCUCCGGAAGCAUGUGGGCUACUGCGUUCGUAACAAAGUCCUUGAAACAAGCAGGUGACCAUAUCGAGAUCGAUGAUGAGGUUGUCACUAAGGCCAUCAACUGGAUAAUUGGCCAGCAGAACGCAGAUGGCUCUUUUCCUGAGCCUGGGAGUGUGGUCCAUAGGGCAAUGCAGACUGGUUCGUCAUCGGAUGUAUCCCUGACUGCCUUUGUGGUUAUUACUCUACUGGAAAAUAAGGAUAUGUCUACCAAUGAUAAUGUACGGAACGCCGCAGAGAGUGCUGUCCAUUACUUGGAGAACCGUACUGCGUCCGUAUCCAACCCUUACAGUCUGGCCAUUUCAUCGUAUGCCCUGCAAAAAGCCAAAAGUUACGAAGCGGUUGCAGCUUUCAACCGUCUGAAAACUUUGAUACCGAAUUUACUCAAAGGUGCUUCCGAGCCAGAGGGUGGAUAUCGCAACACAUAUGAGAUGCAGGCCAGUGCUAUCAAUGUCGAGAUAAUUUCUUACGCUCUCCUUGCGUAUGCUGAGAAGUCGGACACGCAAGGAGGAAUGCCUCUGAUGAAAUGGCUGAUUUCCCAACGUAAUACCUACGGAAGGUUCUCUUCAACUCUGGCCACGGUGGUGGCUCUACAGGCGCUGUCUGUGUUUACUGUUGAUAUCUAUGCGGCAUCAAGCCCGGACAUGCAGGUCACCAUUGGCGUCGAGGGAAGUUCCAAUCAAGUGACCCUUAGGGGGGGUAAUACCAUUAUCCUACGGCUCCCAGAUGCUACCAAACAAGUGACAGUUUCGGCAACUGGCAGUGGAAGGGCGCUUUUCCAGGUGUCCGUGUCAUACAACAUAAAAACAAUGGAGCAAGAACCAUCGUUUGCUGUCGAAGCGACACAGGUGGAGCAUGCAUUUGGGAACUUAGUGAAGGUCCAGAUUUGCUCGAAGUGGUUGGAGAACAGCCCAGCAAGCGGCAUGGCGGUGCUAGAGAUCGGAAUACCUAGUGGAUUCGAGGCUGAUCUGGAGAGCAUUUCACAGCUUCCGUCCCUGAAGAAGACGGAGAAAGCGUACAGAAAAAUUGUGCUUUAUUUUGAUGAGGUCAGUGCUACAAAAACCUGCAUCACAUUUAAUGUGCAGCGUGUCACACUGGUAGCUGAAUCCAAACAACUAGCUGUUAGGCUCUAUGAUUACUUCUCCCCAGAAAAGCAAGUGACCGCUUUCUAUGGGUUAUAUAUUUUGCAAAUCACUACGGUCUGCGACAUCUGUCGGGAAAGGUGCUCACUGUGCUGGAAGGACUGAUAUAUUGGGAGCAAUACGAAGAGGCUUGAAGUAAUAUUAAUACAUGCGGUUAAUCAACUGAAGAAUUGCUAUUAUCCAGUAUUUGAAAUAUUUUUUGGGACAUACGAAACGGAUCAUGAGGGAUUUGGACUCACAUAAAGAGAGUUAGAUAAAUGCAUAUAAUUAAGAAAAAAUAAGACAGUUAAAUCAAAAUGUAAGAUCGGCGCAUGGGUAAUAAACAUAUUUGCAAUUCCA